This is a messenger RNA of Trichomonas vaginalis G3, 969 nucleotides long. RefSeq names its product histone serine kinase protein. The record is from RefSeq and is a predicted model, not a curated record. Gene Ontology annotation, biological process: protein phosphorylation. Bases 1 to 969 code for a protein of 322 amino acids. Lineage: Eukaryota; Parabasalia; Trichomonadida; Trichomonadidae. The transcript has a single exon. Gene Ontology annotation, molecular function: ATP binding; protein kinase activity.
AUGGAACAAGAUGAACAUAAAUUCUUCCUUUCUCAAGGAAUCCAAUUUAAAAGAUUAAUUGCGAAAGGUGGAUUCGGUGUAGUAUUUCUUGUCUACAGCAACCAAUAUCAAAACAAUUUUGCGUUGAAAAAAAUACCAGGAAAUCUUUUUAAUCAAUCGGAGCUUGACUGUUUGAUUGCAAUCGAUGAUCAUUCUAUUGUGUCUUUAUACAAUUACUAUAAAUACGGAAAAUUUGUUUAUCUUCUUAUGGAAUAUUGCCCUUUAGACUUGGCAUCAGUAAUUAAAUCACAGUCAAAAAUCUCAAGCGUAGACAGACUCAGAUAUAUUCAUGAUAUGGUAUUAUCUCUUAAAGCUUGUCACGAUAGAAAUAUUGCACAUUCAGAUAUUAAGCCAUCUAACUUUUUCGUUGAUCAAUACGGACGCGUCAAGAUUGGUGACUUCGGUUUUUCAUCAAUUUAUCGUGAGAAUCCAUCGAGUAUGCAGUUCAGAGGAACAAGAUUGUUUAUGGCCCCUGAACUCUUUUAUUCUCAUCCAUAUAACCCAUUGACUGCUGAUAUCUGGGCAUUAGGGGUUACAAUAUAUCUCUUAGUUACAGGAAAAUAUCCUUUUUAUUCGAAUGAUUCUGAUAAUUUAGUUCGUUUGAUUACGAUUGGUUUUUAUUCUACAAAAGAAAUAGACGACAAGAAUCUCCAAGAUUUAAUCGCAAGGUGCCUACAGACAAAUACAAACAGCAGAGCAACUGUUACUGAAUUAUUGUUGCAUCCUUAUUUCAACCCAUUCAAUACUCAACCAGUCAAGAAACCAAUGCCAAUCCCAAUGUCAAAGUCUCUGCGCUCUAUUUCUACAAAUCCAGUUCUUCCUCUUUUACCUGUAGCAAAAUCGUUGCUCAGAAUGGGUGUUGUUAGAAAUAAAGGUCCAAAUACUUCAAAGCCUCCAAACGCAGUUCAUUUUGACUUGCCUACACAAUAA